Penicillium malachiteum is the source of this 1890-nucleotide messenger RNA. It is a transcript of the gene sit2, whose product is annotated as putative siderochrome-iron transporter. The transcript is spliced from 3 exons. Gene Ontology annotation, biological process: transmembrane transport. The record is from RefSeq and is a predicted model, not a curated record. The coding region runs from base 1 to 1890 and encodes 629 amino acids. Lineage: Eukaryota; Fungi; Ascomycota; Eurotiomycetes; Eurotiales; Aspergillaceae. Gene Ontology annotation, molecular function: transmembrane transporter activity.
AUGGGCGUCUUUGAGGCCAUUCGUGGUCGCGAUGAAGAUGGCAGGCUCACACGCACCUUGACCAACCCUCAAACCACCGGCCACGAGAGCAAGAAUGCCCAUGCGGAUACUACAUCUGCCGAUAUGACCCAAGAAAGCUCUCUGAAUGCAGAGAGUGAGAGUACUGAAAAUCAAAAUGGGGGCUCUUCCUACGGAAUCAACGGUAUUGACGAUGACGAGAAAGAAGCCGAUUUCAACCCCAACCAUGUAACGGAUCAAGCUGCUUUGGGCCAGCAAAAGGCUGAAGCAGCAGCUCUUGUCUGGAGUCGACCAGUUGUCUUCAUGAUCUACGCUUGGAUAUGGGUUUGCUUUUUCAUGCUGGCAUUGCACUCAUCCAUCGGUAGCAAUCUUAUCAACUAUGUUUUUUCGGAUUUCUCAAUGGCACCUCAGGUUUCUACCUCAUACAUUCUUGCGACGAUAAUCGGUGGAGUUCUCAAACUGCCAUUGGCGAAGACCUUACAACUUUGGGGUCGUGCCGAGGCCCUGCUUUUUUCCACUACGAUUUACGUCAUCGGCAUGAUAAUUUUGGCAGCGAGUAAUGGUGCCACUGCAUUUGCAGCCGGAUAUGUGCUUUACUGGAUUGGAUACUACUGCAUCUAUCUGAUCUUGGAUAUCUUUGUUGCCGACACAUCUGGAAUGCGAUCUCGGGCCUUUGCCUUUGCAUUUGCUUCAACUCCAUUCAUAUGCACUGCAUUCACGGGUCCCCUCGCUGCCACAUCGAUCCGUGAAAAUUCGGGAUGGCGAUGGGGUUAUGGAAUGUUUUGCAUAAUUCAACCGUUUGUAUUUUGCCCCUUGGCAAUCGUUUUCAAGUUCUACGAGAGGAAAGCAAUUAAAAUGGGGGUCUGGGAUCGUCGAUCAAGUGGACGCACAACACUCCAGUCAAUCAUCCACUACAUUCAUGAAUUCGAUGGUGAGAGCCAAAACUCUUAUGAAAUUAUAUUCAAGCUAAUAUUAUCUAGUGAUUGCCUAGCUCAAUAUGGCCGUACGCAGUACAAAAGUGCUAGCUUUAUCGCAAUGGUGAUCAUCGGAGUUUGCAUGUUAUUCGUUUUUGCAGCAUGGGAGAGAUGGGGUGCUCGUACCCAUUUUGUUCGCUACGAGCUUCUGCGACAGCCUACCAUUAUCGGCGCAUGCGCUUGCUCCGCUAUCCUUUACUUCAGUUUCUAUCUAUGGGAUCAGUACUUUUUCAACUUCGUCUCGAUUACUUGGAAUCUCAAUUCAACUUUGACGGGCUAUGUUAACCAGAUCUACAACAUCGGUUCUUGCGCUUGGUCUCCGAUCCUCGGUUUGCUGAUCUGGUGGUGUCGACGAUUUAAGUACAUCUGCUUGUUUUUCGGUGCUCCGCUGAUGAUUCUCGGAUCUGGAUUGAUGAUAUACUUCCGUGGAGGAGAUCAUGGUAUUGGGUAUUUGAUUAUGUCUCAGAUAUUCAUUGCUGUUGCCGGUGGUACCAUGGUGAUCGGUGAGGAUAUGGCUGUGAUGGCUAGCGGUGGUCGCGAGGGCACUCCAAUCAUGCUGGCCCUGAUUGGGCUGUUUUCUAACCUCGGUGGAGCUCUUGGAUAUGCUGUCUGUGCGGCAAUCUACAACAAUGUCUUCGUGGAAGCUCUCAGAGACCAUCUGCCCGACGAUCUGAAGGCCAAUGCGACACAGAUCUACACCGGGGGCAUUGCUCUUCAAAGUACCUACCCCCUCGGCUCUCCACUCCGUGAUGCGGUCAUUUAUGCCUGGUCAUACUCCCAAAAGAUGAACUGCAUUGCUUCUACCUGCCUACUGGUUUUGCUUAUUCCAGCGGUGGCAAUGUGGAAGAAUUAUGACGUUGGCAAGAAGCAAAAUAAGGGCGUGAUGGCUUUCAAUUAG